CUUCAGUCAGGAUGAGGGCCGUAGCAGUCCCUUUCGCGGGCUACGUCUGCCGGUCCUGUGCCGCCAGCGUCCGGCUCUCACGAAAACCCAUCCACACACGGCUCGCAUCCACCUUCGCGGACCGCAAGUCCUCCGCAUUCUCGGCAUUCUUUUUCGACAACCACCGCUGGUUGCCCACACCGAAGAAUGUGCCCUCGACGUCCAACCUGGCGCGCGGCCACACCAUCGACGCCGUGCAGUCGCCCGCGGCUGAAGCGACCUCCGUCCGGUCGUUCCGCGAGGCAGAAGUCCUUACUCCCGGACGGCUAGCAAAGAUAUACUGGCACCUAUCCAAGUCGAGCUUAACUGUCCUCGUCGCCCUCACUGCCAUGUCUGGCGUCGCACUCUCCCCCCUCCCUACCUCCGUCCCUGUCCUGCUCUCCACCGCUCUCGGCACGGCACUGUGUUCCGCGUCCGCAAACACCUUCAACCAGGUUCAGGAGGUUCCCUACGAUGCACAGAUGGCACGAACACGAAAUCGGCCAAUCGUACGCCGAGCAAUCAGCCCCUUGCAUGCUACCGGAUUUGCGGUGGCCACCGGCGUCGCCGGACCUGCCCUGCUCUGGACCAUGGUCAAUCCGACCACAGCCCUUCUUGGGGUGGCAAACAUCGCGCUCUACGCCGGUGCAUACACAUAUCUCAAGCGCAAGAGCACACUCAACACUUGGGUGGGAUCGGUCGUGGGCGGUAUCCCUCCCCUGAUGGGCUGGACAGCCUGUGGCGGCUCAAUACUCCCCUCUUCCAUGCAGUCGUUCGAGCUUGUCCUGCCCUCCUUCAUGUCGACCCUCUCAUCGAUUCCUACCGACGCUGCGCUCGCCGACAACCCCCUCGGCGCGCUCGCGCUCUUCCUACUGCUCUACAGCUGGCAGUUCCCCCACUUCAACGGUCUGGCGUACCUUGUGCGCGAGUCGUACGCGCAGGCCGGGUACCGCAUGCUCUCCGUGCUGGACCCGCACAAGAACGCGACUGUCGCGCUCCGCCACGCACUCUUGCUCGUCCCCGCUACCUCGAUCCUCAUGCCGCUCGCGGGCCUCACAACAUGGGCGUUCGCCGUGACGAGCAUCGUACCGCACGCCAUCUGUAUCAACACGGCGUACAAGUUCUGGAGGUACGGUGGGGAGAAGCAGGCGCGGAAGGUGUUCCAGCAUAGUCUGUGGUAUCUGCCCGUGCUGAUGGGGCUCAUGAUGUUCCACAAACGCGGUAUGGACUGGGGGUCAUGGAUCGGGCUGAGUUCGGACGAGGAGGCGGAGGCGGAGGAGAGCACGAAGGAGGUUUCGCAGUCCUGACCUACAUCACCACCAUUCAUGUUAAGCACCGUUACUGUAAUAUACAACAUAGUCCUCGCAGGCACCAACCUGCUCAGCGUCAUGACCCAGUCGCGGCCUUCUUCGCGGCCUUCGCUGCCCCGCGCCGCCGCUUCAACGCCUCGAGCUUGGUCUUCAGCGACGAGACCCGCGCGUCCGCCUCCUCCUGCGCCUGCUCCUCCUCCAUGAGCCGGUCCAUAAUCAACUCCCGCUCGUCCUGCUCCUUCCGCUUCCGUAGCGCCUCCUCAUCCAGCACCUCCUCCUGCGCAGGUUCCGCCUCCUCCGGUGCCGCGCCCGGGAACCCCUGCGGGACUUCGAGGUUGACCACCGGCUCCGCGAAUAUCGUCGCGCGCUCGUACGUCUCGUGCGUGUCUGGCGCGUUCACCACGGUCUGUUGAAACUGCGCCCACUCGAGGUCGAGCGCGCCUGCAUCCGCUGCCCCAGCUCCGUCCACUACCCCAGAUUGCUCGCCCUCGUCUUCGUCGUCCGCUGGAGGUGGGGCCUGGGACGGGUCCGAGAAGAAGUCUGCAGGCAGCGCAGAGCGUGCGGCCGCGGCCGCGGCAGGUCGAGGCUCCUCGUGCACCUCCUCCGCGCUCUCGACCCUCGCCCUCUUUGCUGGCUCUUCAGGCUCGUCCUCCUGGUCUUCAUCCUCGUCCUCAUCCACCUCCAUCGCCUUGCGCUUGAGGCUCUCGCGCUCGGCGGCGAGCCGCUGCUCCUCCCGCGCGCGUUCCUCGCGGAGGCGCGCCGCGGCCGUGCGGUGCGCCUUGCUCCCGAUGUGGCCCUCCCAUGCUGUCGCGUGCUUCACGGUCGUCCCGCACGCUAUGCAGCGCAGAACCCCAGAUGAUGUGUAGGUAGCUAGUGGAUGGUCGAUGCGGGCUUCCUGCCUUUUCGCCCUGAGGAGAGCACGAGCGUCG
Trametes versicolor FP-101664 SS1 is the source of this 2257-nucleotide messenger RNA. RefSeq names its product protoheme IX farnesyltransferase. Gene Ontology annotation, biological process: heme biosynthetic process. Gene Ontology annotation, molecular function: protoheme IX farnesyltransferase activity. NCBI's taxonomy places the organism in Eukaryota, Fungi, Basidiomycota, Agaricomycetes, Polyporales, Polyporaceae. The record is from RefSeq and is a predicted model, not a curated record. Gene Ontology annotation, cellular component: mitochondrion; mitochondrial membrane. The transcript has a single exon. Bases 12 to 1325 code for a protein of 437 amino acids.